This is a messenger RNA of Rhipicephalus sanguineus (brown dog tick), 322 nucleotides long. Its product is annotated as keratin-associated protein 21-1-like. The record is from RefSeq and is a predicted model, not a curated record. Lineage: Eukaryota; Metazoa; Arthropoda; Arachnida; Ixodida; Ixodidae. The annotation marks the transcript as partial. The transcript has 3 exons.
AUGGGCACACUGAGUUUCACCAUUCUACUGUCAGCCGUCCUUGCCACUGCCAUGGCUGGUGGGCUCGGCUACGGAGGAUACGGACUUGGUUACGGCGGCGGUGGAUACGGUGGAGGCUACGGCCUUGGAUAUGGUGGAGGCUUGGGGCUGGGGGCGUGGGAGCUGGCGGGGAUCAUUGGAGGCUACGGUGGUGGUUACGGAGGUGGCUAUGGUGGCGGCUACGGCAGCGGCUACGGUGGCGGCUACGGAGGCGGCUUGGGAUAUGGAGGUGGCUACGGAGGUGGUUUAGGAUACGGAGGCGGCUACGGAUACGGUGGAUAUG